Molecule: messenger RNA, 22031 nt
Organism: Xyrauchen texanus (razorback sucker)
Lineage: Eukaryota; Metazoa; Chordata; Actinopteri; Cypriniformes; Catostomidae
Product: mucin-2-like
Exons: 50
Coding region: 1-21756 (7251 amino acids)
Cellular component (GO): extracellular matrix
Molecular function (GO): protein binding
Source: RefSeq, a predicted model, not a curated record
AUGGAAAUGUUAAAGUUAAUAUCUAAAGGAGUGCUAAUAUGGAUGGCACUAUCCAUCGGGCUUGCUGCAACACAAACCGGACUGGGUUCGCAACACAAUGAUAUGGUUUGUAGCACUUGGGGUAACUACCAUUUCAAGACCUAUGAUGGGGACUACUUCCAACUCUCAACCGCCUGUAACUACAUUCUGACCUCAGACUGUCGGAACAGCUACGAAGAUUUCAACAUCCAGUUGAGACAUCGGGUGGUCAACAACGAACCAACGAUCAGCAAGAUCACUUUAAAACUAGAGGGGGCAGUUAUAGAGCUCACCAAAGACUCCAUCAAUGUUGGGGGCCAAAUAGUGACACUUCCAUUUAGCAGUCCUGGAUUUUUCAUUGAGAAAAUGAAUUCUUACAUCACAGUCAAGGCUGUUUUAGGGCUAGUAGCCAUGUGGAAUGAAGAUGAUGCUUUCAUGGUGAAGUUAGAUGAAAAGUACAAAAACCAAACGUGUGGACUGUGCGGUGACUUCAACGGAAUCCAACUUUACAAUGAAUUCAUCAGUGAUGGAGCUACGCUGUCUGCUUCUGAGUUUGGAAACCUCUGGAAGAUGGAUGAUCCAACAGAAGUCUGUGAGGACGACAACAAAUCUCUUGAUGAAAACUGUGGAAAUGAGCAUUUUUGCCACGAUAUCUUCUCCAGUCCCGUGUUCAGUGAUUGCAGAAGUCUGGUUUCCAUCGAGCCCUUUGUCAAAGUUUGUAUGAAAGAUAUGUGCCAUUGCAACAGCUCUGGAUCCUUCUGCUUGUGCAAGUCUAUUGCCGAGUACUCUAGACAGUGUAUACAUGCAGGUGGCAGGCCUGAAGACUGGAGAACAGAAUAUUUUUGCCCAAAACCGUGUCCAGAAAGCAUGGUGUACCACGAGUGUGGAAAUCCCUGUACUGACACUUGUACAAACCCUGAAAGAGGACAAGUGUGUGACCACCACUGCAUCGAUGGAUGCUUCUGCCCUCCUGGCACUGUUUUUGAUGAUAUAACCAACACUGGCUGUAUACCCAUCAAUCAAUGCUCUUGUGUCCUUGGUGAUAAAACAUACGCCCCUGGGGAGAAUUACAACACAACCUGCAGAGAAUGUACCUGUGCACAGGGGCAGUGGAACUGCAAUGAAAAGGAUUGCCCUCAUACAUGCUCGGUUGAGGGUGGAUCCCAUAUUACAACAUAUGAUGGAAAAGCCUACACUUUUCAUGGAGACUGCUCUUAUGUCCUCACCAAACAAUGCACAGGCACAGAUUUCACAGUUCAAGGAGACCUGGUGAAAUGUGGUGUGACUGAAUCCGAGACCUGUUUGAUGACAAUAACGUUGGCAUUGCUCGAUGGAGCUUUUGUGAUCAAAGUGGAUUCAAGUGGAAAUGUUGAGGUCAACAGAAUAAUUACCCAGCUGCCACUUUUUACAGCUGAUGUGAGCAUUUUCAAGCCCUCGUCAUUCUACAUUAUGAUUCAUGCCCAUUUGAUUGGGCUUCAUCUAGAGAUCCAGCUUAUACCCAUAAUGCAACUCUACAUGAGAGUCGAUUCAUUGUACCAAGGAGAAACAUGCGGUCUUUGUGGCAAUUUCAACAACAUUCAGACUGAUGACUUUACAACCAUCGGUGGACUGAGGGAAGGAACAGCGUUGGACUUUGCCAACACCUGGAAGACGAGAGCAAGUUGCCCUGAUAGUAGAAGAAGCUUUGAGCAUCCUUGCAGUCUGAGCACUGAAAAUGAAAAAUAUGCACAGCACUGGUGUUCCCUGCUGUCAGACCCCUCGGGUGUGUUCGCCCCCUGUCACUCUGAAAUCAGCCCUGAUGUUUACAAAGCAGACUGUAUAUAUGACACUUGUAACUGCGAGAAGAGUGAAGACUGCAUGUGUGCUGCAUUGUCCUCAUAUGUACGUGCAUGUGCUGCCAGAGGGAUUCUUCUCGAUGGAUGGAGAGAUGUUGCCUGCAACAAAUACACACUAACUUGCCCCAUCACCACUGUCUACUCUUACCAAAUGACCAGCUGUGACCGCACCUGCCGAUCCCUCGGCCAAUCAGACAACACCUGCGAUAUUGACUUUGCGCCAGUGGAUGGCUGUGGCUGUGCAGAGGGAACAUACAUGAAUGAGAAUGGCAAUUGUAUUGACUCGAUCAGCUGCUCGUGUUACGAUUCAGGCAAAGUUAUUCCUGCUGGAGACAUCAUCACCAAAGAUGGAGGGUCAUGUAUUUGCAAGCAAGGGAAACUGACCUGCACUGGUGGAUUCAAUGGGGAAGACUGCCAAGCGCCAAUGACGUUUUUCAACUGCUCCAGCGCUAGUCCUGGCUCCAGAGGAUCAGAAUGUCAGAAGAGCUGCAAAACAUUGGACAUGGCCUGUAUCAGCACAGAGUGUGUGUCUGGCUGUGUGUGUCCCUCUGGACUGGUGUCAGAUGGAAACGGUGGUUGUAUAACUGAAGACCUGUGUCCAUGCAUCCAUAAUGGUGUUGCCUACCAGCCUGGGGAAACCAUCACAGCUGACUGCAACACCUGCACUUGUGACACUAGAAGAUGGCAGUGUACCGAAAACCAGUGCAGUGGGACAUGCAGCAUAUAUGGAGAUGGUCAUUACAGAACGUUUGAUGAGAAAAGAUUUGUGUUUAGUGGCAACUGUGAAUACAGCCUUGUGCAGGACUUCUGCAACAGCACAAGUGGCACUUUUAGAGUCAUCACUGAAAAUGUUCCAUGUGGGUCCACUGGCACCACUUGUUCCAAGGCUAUCAAGCUCUUUCUAGGAAACAACGAGCUUAGAUUGACAGAUGGAACCUUCCAAGUUUUUCAAAGAGAUGCAGGGGAAGACAUUCCCUACCAGAUGCGCACCAUGGGAAUUUACUUGGUGAUUGAAGCCAAUAAUGGACUGAUUCUUUUGUGGGACAGAAAAACGACUAUACAUAUCAAGCUGAGUCCAGAGUAUAGUGGCCGAGUUUGUGGUCUGUGUGGAAACUAUGAUGGGAACGCAAACAAUGACUUCACUACCCGCAGUCAAGCAGUUGCUGUCGAAGCCCUGCAAUUUGGAAAUAGCUGGAAGUUCUCCAGUUGCCCAGAUGCAAUCGCCAUCCAAGAGCCAUGUGUCCAUAAUCCCUACAGGGAGGCCUGGGCCCAGAGGCAGUGCAGCAUCCUCACUAGCAAUGUCUUCUCAACUUGCCACUCACAGGUGGAUCCCACUCCUUUCUACGACGCCUGCGUGAGAGACUCAUGUGCCUGUGAUAGUGGUGGAGAUUAUGAAUGUUUGUGCACUGCUGUAUCAGCCUAUGCACAAGCCUGUAAUGAAGCUGGAGCUUGUGUUACCUGGAGAACGCCUAAAAUAUGCCCAUUGUUCUGUGAUUUUUACAACCCCCCUGGUGAAUGUGAGUGGCAUUACAAACCUUGUGGAGCUCCUUGUAUGCAGACCUGCAGAAAUCCAAAUGGGCAUUGCUCCAAUCAGAUACCAGCACUUGAAGGUUGCUAUCCUAAAUGCCCACCCGAGCAGCCUAUUUUUGAUGAGGACAACAUGAAAUGUGUAAUGCAGGAAGAUUGUGGCUGCUUUGUAGGAAUGUUACAUUAUGAAACUGGCCAGCAGGUGCCAACCACUGAGAACUGUCAGACAUGUUAUUGUUCUUCAUUUGGUGUUAUCUGUGACUUUGAUGUAAAUGCAUGUACAUGCCAACAUAAUUAUAUACAGUACCACUAUGACGAUAUCAUUUAUCACACAACGGAUGGACUGGGAGGUUGUAUCACAGCCAGAUGUUCAGUCAAUGGAACUAUUGAGAGGAUUUUGAUACCUUGUGAAACAACUACUGUCCCAACAACUCCAUCCACACUGACCACAACACAAAAAUCAACAACAAUCCCAACAACAGUUUUUUUCUUCAGCACCCCAGAUUACACUUCUCCUGAAAUUAAGGAAGAAACAACCACAACUAAAGAAGUUGUAUCCACAUCUAGCAGGCCAGAAGAAAUAACAACAAGUGGAAAGUUAAAUCAACCAACAACUGAAUUUAUUAUAACUGAUUCUACACAGACACCAAAAUAUUCAACUCAAGAACAAGUAUCUCUAAUGUCAACAUCAUCAAUAUCACCUACAACACAAACAUUAACAUCAUCCAUAACACCAAAGAAAACAACAGAAACUGUAAGUUCCACAAUGGCACAAAAUACAAGUGUGUCAACAAUUUCAUCAAAAACUUCAAUUGCACCCAUUACAAAAACUCUUGCAACCAUCACUGGUAAAGCCUUCACAACACUCUCCACAACAUUGACAUAUAUAUCAACAUCAGAGAACACAGGAGAACAAACAGCAGAAACAACACUUUCAACCACCACACCAGCCAUCCAACCUACAACUGGCAUCGUCGAAGAAGGAAGCACUACUGCCCGACCUUCUACAGAGACAUCAGCACCAAUUAGAGUCUUCACAACUACUGCAUCAUCUACUACUAGUCAAACUACCGGAGAACCAGCCACAACUGAGACUGUAACUGAAAAUGAAAUAACCACAUCUCAGACACCUUUGUCCACCACUACCAAGCCGCCAAAGGAGAUGACGUCUGGUCCAACAAGCCAAACAACAACUAUUGCCACAACAAUUUUUGAAGAAAAUACAUCUACACCUUCUGAAACGUCAACAUCUGUAAGCUCAUCUGUGCCAAUGAAACAAACCUCAAUACCAGUCGUUACUUCAACACAACCAACAACGCUAACAACCACAACUAGGGUGCCAAUUACAACAGUUGUAUCUACAACAACUCCAGCUGAGUCAUCCACUGCACCUGAGAUUAGCACUGAGGGAGUUUCUUCAACAACAGAGCCCCUCACAGCCGAAACAACUCUUUCAACCACCACACCAGUCAUCCCAUCCACUACUGUCAUUGUCGAGGAGGGAAGCACUACUGUCCGAUCAUCUACAGGAUCAUCAGCACCAAUAAGAGUUGCCACAACUACUGCAUCAUCUACAAAUAUUCAAACAACUGGAGAACCAACCACAACUGAGACUGUAACUGAAAAUGAAAUAACCACAUCUCAGACACCUUUGUCCACAACUACCAAGCCGCCAAAGGAGAUGACGUCUGGUCCAACAAGCCAAACAACAACUAUUGCCACAACAACUUUUGAAGAAAAUACAUCUACACCUUCUGAAACGUCAACAUCUGUAAGCUCAUCUGUGCCAAUGAAACAAACCUCAAUACCAGUCGUUACUUCAACACAACCAACAACACUAACAAUCACAACUACGGUGCCAAUAACAACAGUUGUAUCUACAACAACUCCAGCUGAGUCAUCCACUGCACCUGAGAUUAGCACUGAGGGAGUUUCUUCAACAACAGAGCCCCUCACAGCCGAAACAACUCUUUCAACCACCACACCAGUCAUCCCAUCCACUACUGUCAUUGUCGAGGAGGGAAGCACUACUGUCCGAUCAUCUACAGGAUCAUCAGCACCAAUAAGAGUUGCCACAACUACUGCAUCAUCUACAAAUACUCAAACAACUGGAGAACCAACCACAACUGAGACUGUAACUGAAAAUGAAAUAACCACAUCUCAGACACCUUUGUCCACCACUACCAAGCCGCCAAAGGAGAUAACGUCUGGUCCAACAAGCCAAACAACAACUAUUGCCACAACAACUUUUGAAGAAAAUACAUCUACACCUUCUGAAACGUCAACAUCUGUCAGCUCAUCUGUGCCAAUGAAACAAACCUCAAUACCAGUCGUUACUUCAACACAACCAACAACGCUAACAACCACAGCUACGGUGCCAAUUACAACAGUUGUAUCUACAACAACUCCAGCUGAGUCAUCCACUGUACCUGAGAUUAGCACUGAGGGAGUUUCUUCAACAACAGCGCCCCUCACAGCCGAAACAACUCUUUCAACCACCACACCAGUCAUCCCAUACACUACUGUCAUUGUCGAGGAGGGAAGCACUACUGUCCGAUCAUCUACAGGAUCAUCAGCACCAAUAAGAGUUGCCACAACUACUGCAUCAUCUACAAAUACUCAAACAACUGGAGAACCAACCACAACUGAGACUGUAACUGAAAAUGAAAUAACCACAUCUCAGACACCUUUGUCCACCACUACCAAGCCACCAAAGGAGAUUACAGCCCAUAACAGCCGAAACAACUCUUUCAACCACCACACCAGUCAUCCCAUCCACUACUGUCAUUGUCGAGGAGGAAGCACUACUGUCCGAUCAUCUACAGGAUCAUCAGCACCAAUAAGAGCUGCCACAACUACUGCAUCAUCUACAAAUACUCAAACAACUGGAGAACCAACCACAACUGAGACUGUAACUGAAAAUGAAAUAACCACAUCUCAGACACCUUUGUCCACCACUACCAAGCUGCCAAAGGAGAUGACGUCUGGUCCAACAAGCCAAACAACAACAACUAUUGCCACAACAACUUUUGAAGAAAAUACAUCUACACAUUCUGAAAUGUCAACAUCUGUCAGCUCAUCUGUGCCAAUGAAACAAACCUCAAUACCAGUCGUUACUUCAACACAACCAACAACGCUAACAACCACAACUACGGUGCCAAUUACAACAGUUGUAUCUACAACAACUCCAGCUGAGUCAUCCACUGUACCUGAGAUUAGCACUGAGGGAGUUUCUUCAACAACAGAGCCCCUCACAGCAGAAACAACUCUUUCAACCACCACACCAGUCAACCCAUCCACUACUGUCAUUGUCGAGGAGGGAAGCACUACUGUCCGAUCAUCUACAGGAUCAUCAGCACCAAUAAGAGUUGCCACAACUACUGCAUCAUCUACAAAUACUCAAACAACUGGAGAACCAACCACAACUGAGACUGUAACUGAAAAUGAAAUAACCACAUCUCAGACACCUUUGUCCACCACUACCAAGGCACCAAAGGAGAUGACAUCUGGUCCAACAAGCCAAACAACAACUAUUGCCACAACAACUUUUGAAGAAAAUACAUCUACACCUUCUGAAACGUCAACAUCUGUCAGCUCAUCUGUGCCAAUGAAACAAACCUCAAUACCAGUCGUUACUUCAACACAACCAACAACGCUAACAAUCACAACUACGGUGCCAAUUACAACAGUUGUAUCUACAACAACUCCAGCUGAGUCAUCCACUGCACCUGAGAUUAGCACUAAGGGAGUUUCUUCAACAACAGAGCCCAUAACAGCCGAAACAACUCUUUCAACCACCACACCAGUCAUCCCAUCCACUACUGUCAUUGUCGAGGAGGGAAGCACUACUGUCCGAUUAUCUACAGGAUCAUCAGCACCAAUAAGAGUUGCCACAACUUCUGCAUCAUCUACAAAUACUCAAACAACUGGAGAACCAACCACAACUGAGACUGUAACUGAAAAUGAAAUAACCACAUCUCAGACACCUUUGUCCACCACUACCAAGCCGCCAAAGGAGAUGACGUCUGGUCCAACAAGCCAAACAACAACUAUUGCCACAACAACUUUUGAAGAAAAUACAUCUACACCUUCUGAAACGUCAACAUCUGUAAGCUCAUCUGUGCCAAUGAAACAAACCUCAAGACCAGUCGUUACUUCAACCCAACCAACAACACUAACAUCCACAACUACGGUGCCAAUUACAACAGUUGUAUCUACAACAACUCCAGCUGAGUCAUCCACUGUACCUGAGAUUAGCACUGAGGGAGUUUCUUCAACAACAGAGCCCAUAACAGCCGAAACAACUCUUUCAACCACCACACCAGUCAUCCCAUCCACUACUGUCAUUGUUGAGGAGGGAAGCACUACUGUCCGAUCAUCUACAGGAUCAUCAGCACCAAUAAGAGUUGCCACAACUACUGCAUCAUCUACAAAUACUCAAACAACUGGAGAACCAACCACAACUGAGACUGUAACUGAAAAUGAAAUAACCACAUCUCAGACACCUUUGUCCACCACUACCAAGCCGCCAAAGGAGAUUACGUCUGGUCCAACAAGUCAAACAACAACAACUAUUGCCACAACAACUUUUGAAGAAAAUACAUCUACACCUUCUGAAACGUCAACAUCUGUAAGCUCAUCUGUGCCAAUGAAACAAACCUCAAUACCAGUCGUUACUUCAACACAACCAACAACGCUAACAACCACAACUACAGUGCCAAUUACAACAGUUGUAUCUACAACAACUCCAGCUGAGUCAUCCACUGCACCUCAGAUUAGCACUAAGGGAGUUUCUUCAACAACAGAGCCCAUAACAGCCGAAACAACUCUUUCAACCACCACACCAGUCAUCCCAUCCACUACUGUCAUUGUUGAGGAGGGAAGCACUACUGUCCGAUCAUCUACAGGAUCAUCAGCACCAAUAAGAGUUGCCACAACUACUGCAUCAUCUACAAAUACUCAAACAACUGGAGAACCAACCACAACUGAGACUGUAACUGAAAAUGAAAUAACCACAUCUCAGACACCUUUGUCCACAACUACCAAGCCGCCAAAGGAGAUUACGUCUGGUCCAACAAGUCAGACAACAACAACUAUUGCCACAACAACUUUUGAAGAAAAUACAUCUACACCUUCUGAAACGUCAACAUCUGUAAGCUCAUCUGUGCCAAUGAAACAAACCUCAAUACCAGUCGUUACUUCAACACAACCAACAACGCUAACAACCACAACUACGGUGCCAAUUACAACAGUUGUAUCUACAACAACUCCAGCUGAGUCAUCCACUGCACCUGAGAUUAGCACUGAGGGAGUUUCUUCAACAACAGAGCCCAUAACAGCCGAAACAACUCUUUCAACCACCACACCAGUCAUCCCUUCCACUACUGUCAUUGUCGAGGAGGGAAGCACUACUCUCCGAUCAUCUACAGGAUCAUCAGCACCAAUAAGAGUUGCCACAACUACUGCAUCAUCUACAAAUACUCAAACAACUGGAGAACCAACCACAACUGAGACUGUAACUGAAAAUGAAAUAACCACAUCUCAGACACCUUUGUCCACCACUACCAAGCCACCAAAGGAGAUUACGUCUGGUCCAACAAGUCAAACAACAACAACUAUUGCCACAACAACUUUUGAAGAAAAUACAUCUACACCUUCUGAAACGUCAACAUCUGUAAGCUCAUCUGUGCCAAUGAAACAAACCUCAAUACCAGUCGUUACUUCAACACAACCAACAACGCUAACAAUCACAACUACGGUGCCAAUUACAACAGUUGUAUCUACAACAACUCCAGCUGAGUCAUCCACUGCACCUGAGAUUAGCACUAAGGGAGUUUCUUCAACAACAGAGGCCAUAACAGCCGAAACAACUCUUUCAACCACCACACCAGUCAUCCCAUCCACUACUGUCAUUGUCGAGGAGGGAAGCACUACUGUCCGAUCAUCUACAGGAUCAUCAGCACCAAUAAGAGUUGCCACAACUACUGCAUCAUCUACAAAUACUCAAACAACUGGAGAACCAACCACAACUGAGACUGUUACUGAAAAUGAAAUAACCACAUCUCAGACACCUUUGUCCACCACUACCAAGCCGCCAAAGGAGAUGACGUCUGGUCCAACAAGCCAAACAACAACUAUUGCCACAACAACUUUUGAAGAAAAUACAUCUACACCUUCUGAAACGUCAACAUCUGUCAGCUCAUCUGUGCCAAUGAAACAAACCUCAAUACCAGUCGUUACUUCAACACAACCAACAACGCUAACAACCACAACUACGGUGCCAAUUACAACAGUUGUAUCUACAACAACUCCAGCUGAGUCAUCCACUGUACCUGAGAUUAGCACUGAGGGAGUUUCUUCAACAACAGAGCCCCUCACAGCAGAAACAACUCUUUCAACCACCACACCAGUCAUCCCAUCCACUACUGUCAUUGUCGAGGAGGGAAGCACUACUGUCCGAUCAUCUACAGGAUCAUCAGCACCAAUAAGAGUUGCCACAACUACUGUAUCAUCUACAAAUACUCAAACAACUGGAGAACCAACCACAACUGAGACUGUAACUGAAAAUGAAAUAACCACAUCUCAGACACCUUUGUCCACCACUACCAAGCCACCAAAGGAGAUGACGUCUGGUCCAACAAGCCAAACAACAACUAUUGCCACAACAACUUUUGAAGAAAAUACAUCUACACCUUCUGAAACGUCAACAUCUGUCAGCUCAUCUGUGCCAAUGAAACAAACCUCAAUACCAGUCGUUACUUCAACACAACCAACAACGCUAACAAUCACAACUACGGUGCCAAUUACAACAGUUGUAUCUACAACAACUCCAGCUGAGUCAUCCACUGCACCUGAGAUUAGCACUGAGGGAGUUUCUUCAACAACAGAGCCCAUAAAAGCCGAAACAACUCUUUCAACCACCACACCAGUCAUCCCUUCCACUACUGUCAUUGUCGAGGAGGGAAGCACUACUCUCCGAUCAUCUACAGGAUCAUCAGCACCAAUAAGAGUUGCCACAACUACUGCAUCAUCUACAAAUACUCAAACAACUGGAGAACCAACCACAACUGAGACUGUUACUGAAAAUGAAAUAACCACAUCUCAGACACCUUUGUCCACCACUACCAAGCCGCCAAAGGAGAUGACGUCUGGUCCAACAAGCCAAACAACAACUAUUGCCACAACAACUUUUGAAGAAAAUACAUCUACACCUUCUGAAACGUCAACAUCUGUCAGCUCAUCUGUGCCAAUGAAACAAACCUCAAUACCAGUCGUUACUUCAACACAACCAACAACGCUAACAACCACAACUACGGUGCCAAUUACAACAGUUGUAUCUACAACAACUCCAGCUGAGUCAUCCACUGCACCUGAGAUUAGCACUAAGGGAGUUUCUUCAACAACAGAGCCCAUAACAGCCGAAACAACUCUUUCAACCACCACACCAGUCAUCCCAUCCACUACUGUCAUUGUCGAGGAGGGAAGCACUACUGUCCGAUCAUCUACAGGAUCAUCAGCACCAAUAAGAGUUGCCACAACUACUGCAUCAUCUACAAAUACUCAAACAACUGGAGAACCAACCACAACUGAGACUGUAACUGAAAAUGAAAUAACCACAUCUCAGACACCUUUGUCCACCACUACCAAGCCGCCAAAGGAGAUGACGUCUGGUCCAACAAGUCAGACAACAACAACUAUUGCCACAACAACUUUUGAAGAAAAUACAUCUACACCUUCUGAAACGUCAACAUCUGUAAGCUCAUCUGUGCCAAUGAAACAAACCUCAAUACCAGUCGUUACUUCAACACAACCAACAACGCUAACAACCACAACUACGGUGCCAAUUACAACAGUUGUAUCUACAACAACUCCAGCUGAGUCAUCCACUGCACCUGAGAUUAGCACUGAGGGAGUUUCUUCAACAACAGAGCCCAUAACAGCCGAAACAACUCUUUCAACCACCACACCAGUCAUCCCUUCCACUACUGUCAUUGUCGAGGAGGGAAGCACUACUCUCCGAUCAUCUACAGGAUCAUCAGCACCAAUAAGAGUUGCCACAACUACUGCAUCAUCUACAAAUACUCAAACAACUGGAGAACCAACCACAACUGAGACUGUAACUGAAAAUGAAAUAACCACAUCUCAGACACCUUUGUCCACCACUACCAAGCCACCAAAGGAGAUGACGUCUGGUCCAACAAGUCAAACAACAACAACUAUUGCCACAACAACUUUUGAAGAAAAUACAUCUACACCUUCUGAAACGUCAACAUCUGUAAGCUCAUCUGUGCCAAUGAAACAAACCUCAAUACCAGUCGUUACUUCAACACAACCAACAACGCUAACAAUCACAACUACGGUGCCAAUUACAACAGUUGUAUCUACAACAACUCCAGCUGAGUCAUCCACUGCACCUGAGAUUAGCACUAAGGGAGUUUCUUCAACAACAGAGGCCAUAACAGCCGAAACAACUCUUUCAACCACCACACCAGUCAUCCCAUCCACUACUGUCAUUGUCGAGGAGGGAAGCACUACUGUCCGAUCAUCUACAGGAUCAUCAGCACCAAUAAGAGUUGCCACAACUUCUGCAUCAUCUACAAAUACUCAAACAACUGGAGAACCAACCACAACUGAGACUGUUACUGAAAAUGAAAUAACCACAUCUCAGACACCUUUGUCCACCACUACCAAGCCGCCAAAGGAGAUGACGUCUGGUCCAACAAGCCAAACAACAACUAUUGCCACAACAACUUUUGAAGAAAAUACAUCUACACCUUCUGAAAUGUCAACAUCUGUCAGCUCAUCUGUGCCAAUGAAACAAACCUCAAUACCAGUCGUUACUUCAACACAACCAACAACGCUAACAACCACAACUACGGUGCCAAUUACAACAGUUGUAUCUACAACAACUCCAGCUGAGUCAUCCACUGCACCUGAGAUUAGCACUGAGGGAGUUUCUUCAACAACAGAGCCCAUAACAGCCGAAACAACUCUUUCAACCACCACACCAGUCAUCCCUUCCACUACUGUCAUUGUCGAGGAGGGAAGCACUACUCUCCGAUCAUCUACAGGAUCAUCAGCACCAAUAAGAGUUGCCACAACUACUGCAUCAUCUACAAAUACUCAAACAACUGGAGAACCAACCACAACUGAGACUGUUACUGAAAAUGAAAUAACCACAUCUCAGACACCUUUGUCCACCACUACCAAGCCGCCAAAGGAGAUGACGUCUGGUCCAACAAGCCAAACAACAACUAUUGCCACAACAACUUUUGAAGAAAAUACAUCUACACCUUCUGAAAUGUCAACAUCUGUCAGCUCAUCUGUGCCAAUGAAACAAACCUCAAUACCAGUCGUUACUUCAACACAACCAACAACGCUAACAACCACAACUACGGUGCCAAUUACAACAGUUGUAUCUACAACAACUCCAGCUGAGUCAUCCACUGUACCUGAGAUUAGCACUGAGGGAGUUUCUUCAACAACAGAGCCCCUCACAGCAGAAACAACUCUUUCAACCACCACACCAGUCAUCCCAUCCACUACUGUCAUUGUCGAGGAGGGAAGCACUACUGUCCGAUCAUCUACAGGAUCAUCAGCACCAAUAAGAGUUGCCACAACUACUGUAUCAUCUACAAAUACUCAAACAACUGGAGAACCAACCACAACUGAGACUGUAACUGAAAAUGAAAUAACCACAUCUCAGACACCUUUGUCCACCACUACCAAGCCACCAAAGGAGAUGACGUCUGGUCCAACAAGCCAAACAACAACUAUUGCCACAACAACUUUUGAAGAAAAUACAUCUACACCUUCUGAAACGUCAACAUCUGUAAGCUCAUCUGUGCCAAUGAAACAAACCUCAAUACCAGUCGUUACUUCAACACAACCAACAACGCUAACAACCACAACUACGGUGCCAAUUACAACAGUUGUAUCUACAACAACUCCAGCUGAGUCAUCCACUGCACCUGAGAUUAGCACUGAGGGAGUUUCUUCAACAACAGAGCCCAUAACAGCCGAAACAACUCUUUCAACCACCACACCAGUCAUCCCUUCCACUACUGUCAUUGUCGAGGAGGGAAGCACUACUCUCCGAUCAUCUACAGGAUCAUCAGCACCAAUAAGAGUUGCCACAACUACUGCAUCAUCUACAAAUACUCAAACAACUGGAGAACCAACCACAACUGAGACUGUAACUGAAAAUGAAAUAACCACAUCUCAGACACCUUUGUCCACCACUACCAAGCCACCAAAGGAGAUUACGUCUGGUCCAACAAAGGCCAUAACAGCCGAAACAACUCUUUCAACCACCACACCAGUCAUCCCAUCCACUACUGUCAUUGUCGAGGAGGGAAGCACUACUGUCCGAUCAUCUACAGGAUCAUCAGCACCAAUAAGAGUUGCCACAACUUCUGCAUCAUCUACAAAUACUCAAACAACUGGAGAACCAACCACAACUGAGACUGUUACUGAAAAUGAAAUAACCACAUCUCAGACACCUUUGUCCACCACUACCAAGCCGCCAAAGGAGAUGACGUCUGGUCCAACAAGCCAAACAACAACUAUUGCCACAACAACUUUUGAAGAAAAUACAUCUACACCUUCUGAAAUGUCAACAUCUGUCAGCUCAUCUGUGCCAAUGAAACAAACCUCAAUACCAGUCGUUACUUCAACACAACCAACAACGCUAACAAUCACAACUACGGUGCCAAUUACAACAGUUGUAUCUACAACAACUCCAGCUGAGUCAUCCACUGCACCUGAGAUUAGCACUAAGGGAGUUUCUUCAACAACAGAGCCCAUAACCGCCGAAACAACUCUUUCAACCACCACACCAGUCAUCCCAUCCACUACAGUCAUUGUCGAGGAGGGAAGCACUACUGUCCGAUCAUCUACAGGAUCAUCAGCACCAAUAAGAGUUGCCACAACUACUGCAUCAUCUACAAAUACUCAAACAACUGGAGAACCAACCACAACUGAGACUGUUACUGAAAAUGAAAUAACCACAUCUCAGACACCUUUGUCCACCACUACCAAGCCGCCAAAGGAGAUGACGUCUGGUCCAACAAGCCAAACAACAACUAUUGCCACAACAACUUUUGAAGAAAAUACAUCUACACCUUCUGAAACGUCAACAUCUGUCAGCUCAUCUGUGCCAAUGAAACAAACCUCAAUACCAGUCGUUACUUCAACACAACCAACAACGCUAACAACCACAACUACGGUGCCAAUUACAACAGUUGUGUCUACAACAACUCCAGCUGAGUCAUCCACUGUACCUGAGAUUAGCACUGAGGGAGUUUCUUCAACAACAGAGCCCCUCACAGCAGAAACAACUCUUUCAACCACCACACCAGUCAUCCCAUCCACUACUGUCAUUGUCGAGGAGGGAAGCACUACUGUCCGAUCAUCUACAGGAUCAUCAGCACCAAUAAGAGUUGCCACAACUACUGUAUCAUCUACAAAUACUCAAACAACUGGAGAACCAACCACAACUGAGACUGUAACUGAAAAUGAAAUAACCACAUCUCAGACACCUUUGUCCACCACUACCAAGCCACCAAAGGAGAUGACGUCUGGUCCAACAAGCCAAACAACAACUAUUGCCACAACAACUUUUGAAGAAAAUACAUCUACACCUUCUGAAACGUCAACAUCUGUCAGCUCAUCUGUGCCAAUGAAACAAACCUCAAUACCAGUCGUUACUUCAACACAACCAACAACGCUAACAAUCACAACUACGGUGCCAAUUACAACAGUUGUAUCUACAACAACUCCAGCUGAGUCAUCCACUGCACCUGAGAUUAGCACUAAGGGAGUUUCUUCAACAACAGAGCCCAUAACAGCCGAAACAACUCUUUCAACCACCACACCAGCCAUCCCAUCCACUACUGUCAUUGUCGAGGAGGGAAGCACUACUGUCCGAUCAUCUACAGGAUCAUCAGCACCAAUAAGAGUUGCCACAACUUCUGCAUCAUCUACAAAUACUCAAACAACUGGAGAACCAACCACAACUGAGACUCCGCCAAAGGAGAUGACAUCUGGUCCAACAAGCCAAACAACAACUAUUGCCACAACAACUUUUGAAGAAAAUACAUCUACACCUUCUGAAACGUCAACAUCUGUAAGCUCAUCUGUGCCAAUGAAACAAACCUCAAUACCAGUCGUUACUUCAACCCAACCAACAACGCUAACAACCACAACUACGGUGCCAAUUACAACAGUUGUAUCUACAACAACUCCAGCUGAGUCAUCCACUGCACCUGAGAUUAGCACUGAGGGAGUUUCUUCAACAACAGAGCCCAUAACAGCCGAAACAACUCUUUCAACCACCACACCAGCCAUCCCAUCCACUACUGUCAUUGUCGAGGAGGGAAGCACUACUGUCCGAUCAUCUACAGGAUCAUCAGCACCAAUAAGAGUUGCCACAACUACUGCAUCAUCUACAAAUACUCAAACAACUGGAGAACCAACCACAACUGAGACUGUAACUGAAAAUGAAAUAACCACAUCUCAGACACCUUUGUCCACCACUACCAAGCCGCCAAAGGAGAUGACAUCUGGUCCAACAAGCCAAACAACAACUAUUGCCACAACAACUUUUGAAGAAAAUACAUCUACACCUUCUGAAACGUCAACAUCUGUAAGCUCAUCUGUGCCAAUGAAACAAACCUCAAUACCAGUCGUUACUUCAACCCAACCAACAACGCUAACAACCACAACUACGGUGCCAAUUACAACAGUUGUAUCUACAACAACUCCAGCUGAGUCAUCCACUGUACCUGAGAUUAGCACUGAGGGAGUUUCUUCAACAACAGAGCCCCUCACAGCAGAAACAACUCUUUCAACCACCACACCAGUCAUCCUAUCCACUACUGUCAUUGUCGAGGAGGGAAGCACUACUGUCCGAUCAUCUACAGGAUCAUCAGCACCAAUAAGAGUUGCCACAACUACUGUAUCAUCUACAAAUACUCAAACAACUGGAGAACCAACCACAACUGAGACUGUAACUGAAAAUGAAAUAACCACAUCUCAGACACCUUUGUCCACCACUACCAAGCCACCAAAGGAGAUGACGUCUGGUCCAACAAGCCAAACAACAACUAUUGCCACAACAACUUUUGAAGAAAAUACAUCUACACCUUCUGAAACGUCAACAUCUGUCAGCUCAUCUGUGCCAAUGAAACAAACCUCAAUACCAGUCGUUACUUCAACACAACCAACAACGCUAACAAUCACAACUAUGGUGCCAAUUACAACAGUUGUAUCUACAACAACUCCAGCUGAGUCAUCCACUGCACCUGAGAUUAGCACUGAGGGAGUUUCUUCAACAACAGAGCCCAUAACAGCCGAAACAACUCUUUCAACCACCACACCAGCCAUCCCAUCCACUACUGUCAUUGUCGAGGAGGGAAGCACUACUGUCCGAUUAUCUACAGGAUCAUCAGCACCAAUAAGAGUUGCCACAACUUCUGCAUCAUCUACAAAUACUCAAACAACUGGAGAACCAACCACAACUGAGACUGUAACUGAAAAAGAAAUAACCACAUCUCAGACACCUUUGUCCACCACUACCAAGCCGCCAAAGGAGAUGACGUCUGGUCCAACAAGCCAAACAACAACUAUUGCCACAACAACUUUUGAAGAAAAUACAUCUACACCUUCUGAAACGUCAACAUCUGUAAGCUCAUCUGUGCCAAUGAAACAAACCUCAAUACCAGUCGUUACUUCAACCCAACCAACAAUGGUAACAUCCACAACUAGGUUGCCAAUUACAACAGUUGUAUCUACAACAACUCCAGCUGAGUCAUCCACUGCACCUGAGAUUAGCACUGAGGGAGUUUCUUCAACAACAGAGCCCCUCACAGCCGAAACAACUCUUUCAACCACCACACCAGUCAUCCCAUCCACUACUGUCAUUGUCGAGGAGGGAAGCACUACUGUCCGAUCAUCUACAGGAUCGUCAGCACCAAUAAGAGUUGCCACAACUACUGCAUCAUCUACAAAUACUCAAACAACUGGAGAACCAACCACAACUGAGACUGUAACUGAAAAUGAAAUAACCACAUCUCAGACACCUUUGUCCACCACUACCAAGCUGCCAAAGGAGAUGACGUCUGGUCCAACAAGUCAAACAACAACAACUAUUGCCACAACAACUUUUGAAGAAAAUACAUCUACACCUUCUGAAACGCCAACAUCUGUAAGCUCAUCUGUGCCAAUGAAACAAACCUCAAUACCAGUCGCUACUUCAACACAACCAACAACGCUAACAAGCACAACUACGGUGCCAAUUACAACAGUUGUAUCUACAACAACUCCAGCUGAGUCAUCCACUGCACCUGAGAUUAGCACUGAGGGAGUUUCUUCAACAACAGAGCCCCUCACAGCCGAAACAACUCUUUCAACCACCACACCAGUCAUCCCAUCCACUACUGUCAUUGUCGAGGAGGUAAGCACUACUGUCCGAUCAUCUACAGGAUCAUCAGCACCAAUAAGAGUUGCCACAACUACUGCAUCAUCUACAAAUACUCAAACAACUGGAGAACCAACCACAACUGAGACUGUAACUGAAAAUGAAAUAACCACAUCUCAGACACCUUUGUCCACAACUACCAAGCCGCCAAAGGAGAUGACGUCUGGGCCAACAAGCCAAACAACAACUAUUGCCACAACAACUUUUGAAGAAAAUACAUCUACACCUUCUGAAACGUCAACAUCUGUAAGCUCAUCUGUGCCAAUGAAACAAACCUCAAUACCAGUCGUUACUACAACACAACCAACAACGCUAACAACCACAACUACGGUGCCAAUUACAACAGUUGUAUCUACAACAACUCCAGCUGAGUCAUCCACUGCACCUGAGAUUAGCACUGAGGGAGUUUCUUCAACAACAGAGCCCCUCACAGCCGAAACAACUCUUUCAACCACCACACCAGUCAUCCCAUCCACUACUGUCAUUGUCGAGGAGGGAAGCACUACUGUCCGAUCAUCUACAGGAUCAUCAGCACCAAUAAGAGUUGCCACAACUACUGCAUCAUCUACAAAUACUCAAACUACUGGAGAACCAACCACAACUGAGACUGUAACUGAAAAUGAAAUAACCACAUCUCAAACACCUUUGUCCACCACUACCAAGCCGCCAAAGGAGAUGACGCCUGGUCCAACAAGUCAAACAACAACAACAACUAGUGCCACAACAACUUUUGUAGAAAAUACAUCUACACCUUCUGAAACGUCAACAUCUGUAAGCUCAUCUGUGCCAGUGAAACAAACCUCAAUACCUGUCGUUACUUCAACCCAACCAACAACACAAACUACCACAACUACGGUGCCAAUUACAAUAGUUGUACCUACAACAACUCCAGCUGAGUCAUCCACUGCACCUGAGAUUAGCACUGAGGGAGUUUCUUCAACAACAGAGCCCCUCACAGCCGAAACAACUCUUUCAACCACCACACCAGUCAUCCCAUCCACUACUGUCAUUGUCAAGGAGGGAAGCACUACUGUCCGAUCAUCUACAGGAUCAUCAGCACCAAUAAGAGUUGCCACAACUACUGCAUCCAUUACAACUGCAAUCCCAUCUACUUCUAUCCUUGUCAAGGAUCAAAGUACUACUCCACUUCACAACAAUACUUCAGCUUUUGAGACAACCACAACAUUGUACAGAUCAUCCAUUUCACCAAUUACAGAAAAUCUUUCAACUAUCACUAGUACCACUUCUAUUGUUUUCCACUCAUCCACAUCUAUGGAGACCUCAAUCGCACCUAUUACUCAAACCUUGCCAUCUUUCACUGGCGUCCUUCCAGUGACUACAGUAUCUCCUGUAUUCUCCUCCACUUCUAGUAUUUGCUGCUUAGUGAAUGCCACAAAUUUUCAACCAGGGGAUCUAAUUUAUAAUGUGACUGAUGGCUUUGGUUGGUGCUUUACGGCAUACUGUAAUGUAACUUGCAGUAUUGUAAAGACAUCAACAUCUUGCCAGCCUACUUCAUCACCAACUAUACCCUCUGAAACAACAACCUCUUCUAGUUCAACAACAACCAACAGUUCCCUGGGCACAAAACACCCUGUUACAUUCAUGUCCACAACCACAACAACCUCAGAAGUACCAAGUACAACCUUUGGGCCUAAUUGUGAUGCUCUUGACCCACCAAAACAGAGUGGUGAAACCUGGGAGAUUGAUAACUGCACAGCAGCAACCUGUAUGAACGGCACUGUUGUCUACAAACCGUAUGAAUGUGAGCCAGUUCAGCUUCCCAACUGUGAAAAUGGUCGCACCCCAAUUAAAGUCUAUGAUGCUACUGGCUGCUGUUUCACAUAUGAAUGUGAAUGCUUUUGUAACGGAUGGGGUGGCAACCAUUAUGUGACGUUUGAUGGACAAGAUUAUACAUUUGAAAACCACUGCUCAUACAUAUUAUUUCAAGAAUCAGUACAGACACAUAAUCUAAUGAUUGUCCAUGAUAAGCAAUAUUGCAAUGCUGGAGGUUCUUUCUGUUCACAGGCUCUAAUAAUAAAUUACAAAUCACAGGAGAUUGUUUUAACCCAAACCCUUAUUUCUGAUGUUGUCAACAAUGUGGUGAUGAUUGACCAGAAACAAGUCUACCCGGCUUUCAAAAAUGGCGACCUGGUAAUUACUAGCACUGGUGUCGAAGUCAUGUUGGAGAUUCCAGAAAUUCAGGCUCAGGUUACCUAUACAGGGACGACAUUUGCUAUAAACUUGCCUUUUUCAGUCUUCCAGCAAAACACAGAGGGCCUGUGUGGUACCUGUGAUAACAUCAAAGAGAAUGACUGCAGCUCUACAUCUGGUGAGGUUAAGUCUUGCCUUGAAACAGCCUUUGACUGGCAGCUUCCAAAUGAGGACUGUGUUCUGCCCACCCCUGCACCAUUAUCUACCACCAAGCAUCCUGAAAGCACUCAGAGCACUUGCAAGCCAUCUAUUUGUGAGCUCAUCAAUAGCAGGGUGUUUGAGGAAUGCCACAAAGCAAUCUCUUCUGAUAUCUAUGUGGAGGGUUGUAGAUUUGAUGUUUGCACCACAGUGGUUUCUGGCUGUUCCAGUUUACAAGCCUACGCUUCUGCCUGUGCUAAGGAAGGCAUUUGUGUGGACUGGAGAAGUCAUACCAAUGGAGAAUGUGAGGUUACAUGUCCUGCCUCUAAAGUGUACAAUCAUUGUGGCCCAGCAGUGGAACCAACCUGCAAUGCUCAGUACAAUGAUAAGUAUUUGAACGAGACGUCCAGCACCAGCAUGAGUGAGGGAUGCUUUUGUGAGGAAGGAUCUGUUUUGUUCAGUUCCUAUUCGGAUGUCUGCGUUGCCUCAUGUGCUUGCACCGGCCCUGACGGCAUCCCAAAACAGCCCAAUGACACGUGGAAGAGUGGAUGUGAAAUUUGCGAGUGUGACGGGGAUUCCAUCAGUGUCCGUUGCCAGCCUGUAACCUGCCCUGCAGUGGAACAAGUUACUUGUAAUGAGCCCGGACAAGUGCUUGUCAUCUCAACAGUGGACUGCUGUGAGAGCUAUGAAUGCAAUUGCGAUAUGAGUCUGUGCCCUGUUCCUGCAAUCCAGUGUCCACCUGGCUUUGCACUGUCCAUCAAUGUUACUUCAGAGAGCUGCUGUCCAGGUUAUGACUGCACACCCAUGGAAGUCUGUGUCUCUAAUACAACAGUGUAUCAGCCUGGCUCACCAAUGCCAAGUUAUGAUCCUUGUAUGAUGUGUACCUGCGGUUCGAACGUAGAUCCUGACACGAUGCUGUUUGCUCAAGAGUGUGUGAUCGCUGACUGCUACACUGAAUGUCCAGAGGGUCAAGAAUACCAAGUUCUUCCUGGUCAGUGCUGUGGACAGUGUGUGAGCUCUAAUUGUGUGGUUGUGCACGAUAAUGUCCCACACACAAUCCUGGUUAACCAGACAUGGAAGCCAACUAAUGAUCAAUGUAUGAAAUACAAUUGUGAACUAAUUAAUGGGAACCCAGUUGCAGUUGGGACUAAGACCACUUGUCCACCCUUCAACCCUGAAGACUGUAUUCCUGGAACAGAAACAAUGGAUGCAGAUGGCUGCUGUGCAACAUGUACACUGAACAACAGAUGUAAUGUCCAGAGAAACAGCACUUUCUUGGUUAGCAAAGGCUGUAUUAGCACCACACCCGUGGAAAUAACCUCUUGCACAGGCUUGUGUGGUACCUCCUCCAUAUACUCCGCAGAGGCGAACACUCUGGUGCACUCUUGCUCUUGCUGUCAGGAAAUGACAACCAGUAAGAAGGAAGUGACUCUGACUUGCCCUGAUGGGUCAAACAUCAACCACUCUUAUAUGUAUAUUGAGUCUUGUGGCUGCAAGGCCACCGAUUGCCCUGGUCAAAUCUUACAGCGACGCCGCAGGAGAGUGUGAGCUUUGACCCCAUACAGUAGUGCCAUUUAAUAAGGACCUCAUGGUGUUUCUCAUUAAACAUGACAUUAUAAUCUUAAUUUAACCGCCAUUCAACCUAGCUUUGAUCUUUAAGGAACCUGAAUGUAAGUCAACAUUAUGUAGGUUAUACCUAAAAGGUUAGGUCUGUCUGUUUUAGUGUUAUUGUUGUGUGUCUGUAUGUUUGAACGCUUUUAAAUAUUUGUGACAAUGACAGCUCUUUUGUUUCUUGUCUAGUAGUUCUCAAUAAACUAUUGCAA